Nanorana parkeri is the source of this 1300-nucleotide messenger RNA. Its product is annotated as MAP kinase-activated protein kinase 3-like. The transcript has 11 exons. Bases 14 to 1300 code for a protein of 428 amino acids. Gene Ontology annotation, biological process: protein autophosphorylation; peptidyl-serine phosphorylation; toll-like receptor signaling pathway. Lineage: Eukaryota; Metazoa; Chordata; Amphibia; Anura; Dicroglossidae. Gene Ontology annotation, cellular component: cytoplasm; nucleus. Gene Ontology annotation, molecular function: calcium-dependent protein serine/threonine kinase activity; ATP binding; calcium/calmodulin-dependent protein kinase activity. The record is from RefSeq and is a predicted model, not a curated record.
GCGUCCCCGCCCCAUGGCUCCUUCCCUCCUCCUCCUCCCUACUGAGCCGAUCCACUGUGGAAAGCUGGUGUCACCGUCACCUGGACUUCAGCCUAGGAGCUCUCGCCAUGAGGCUUGCGGCAGCCAGAGAGCCUUGAGGGGGGGCACUGCCAUGGAGGAGGAGAAUGCCAACGGGCCGGAGCCGGCCAGCGAGCGCCCACCGGCGCAGCCCUUCAAGUUCGAUCUAAAACGCCAUGCCAUCACGGACGACUACAAGGUAUCCAAGCAGGUGCUGGGCCUGGGCAUCAACGGCAAAGUGCUGGAGUGUUACCGCAGGGACAGCGGGCAGAAGAGCGCUCUGAAGAUUCUGCACGACAGUCCCAAGGCUCGGCGGGAAGUGGAAUAUCACAUCAGAGCGUCAGGAGGACCUCAUAUUGUGGGUGUCCAGGACGUGUAUGAGAACAUCCAUCGUGGGAAGAGAUGCCUGCUCAUCGUAAUGGAGUGCAUGCAGGGAGGGGAGCUCUUUACUCGCAUCCAGAAGAGAGGUGACCAGGCAUUUACAGAAAGAGAGGCGUCGGAAAUCAUGCGUGACAUCGGAUUGGCCAUACAACACCUCCACGGGCUGGACAUCGCUCACCGAGACGUUAAGCCCGAGAAUCUCCUCUACACCUCCAAGGAUAGCAACGCCGAGCUGAAGAUCACAGAUUUCGGCUUCUCCAAGGAGACCACCAUACAGAACGCACUGCAGACGCCCUGCUACACGCCGUACUAUGUGGCUCCAGAGGUUCUGGGCCCGGAGAAGUAUGACAAGUCAUGUGACAUGUGGUCACUGGGGGUCAUUAUGUAUAUCCUACUGUGCGGAUACCCCCCCUUCUACUCCAACACCGGCCAGGCCAUCUCCCCUGGAAUGAAGAAGAGGAUCAGGAUGGGGCAGUACGAGUUUCCAGUACCGGAAUGGAAGGACGUAUCGGAGGAAGCUAAGCAGAUGAUUCGCCAUCUCCUGCGGACGGACCCGACGGAGCGGAUGACCAUCACGCAGUUCAUGAACCAUGCGUGGAUCAACCAAUCUAUGGCCGUCCCGCAGACCCCCCUACACACCGCCCGGGUGCUGCAAGAAGAUAAGGAGCACUGGGAUGAAGUGAAGGUGAGAGGACAAUGUCUCCCCCCCAUUGCUCAAUCUAUGGCCGUCCCGCAGACCCCCCUACACACCGCCCGGGUGCUGCAAGAAGAUAAGGAGCACUGGGAUGAAGUGAAGCUCAACAAGCGGCGCAAGAAACAGACGGAUGGCUCCGCCCCUACCGUGGGCUGCAACAACCAAUGA